Caenorhabditis auriculariae is the source of this 7724-nucleotide messenger RNA. The record is from the annotation of a GenBank genome assembly. NCBI's taxonomy places the organism in Eukaryota, Metazoa, Nematoda, Chromadorea, Rhabditida, Rhabditidae.
AUGCGGUAUACAGUGGGUACAGCCAAUGGAAUGUCGAGCGAUUCGACAGAUGCGGGAACUAGCUUCGCUCGGCCCGUUUCUCGCCCAUGGCUUUUCUCCAAAGACGAAGUUUGUUUUCUUUGUUUUUUAAAUCUUUUCUAAUUUCGAAGGUAUUAGUUGAUCUUUAAUUUCAUUUUUUCACUCAAAUUUACAUUUCAGAACUUUUUCUUUUUUAAAUCGCGUUUCACUACUGAGGUGUCUCCUGUUUUUAAGUUCCCAUAAUAUACGCCAAUUAAAUCUAUUAUGUAAAAAGAUUAUUCGGCAUUUUUUGUGCUCGAAGUUUAACACUGAGCUACUCAGCUUAAUUUUUUUUUCGAAUUUUCCAUUCCAUUUAAGAAUCAAAUUUCUGAAUUGUGGUGGGAAAAAUGUGUUAUUAGCCUCCGGUAUUUGUACAGCUUGCCUCACGUAAAUUCACAAGAGUUUUAUCAUUGGGGCGCGCUAUCUCCAAACCUUGUAGUUCAUUUUUUUUUCUUUUUUUGUGAAUUUUUAUCUUUUUUUUGUCAUAUUAUUUUGCUCUUUGAUUAGUGAGUGCUGGAUUUGCAGAGCUAUUCAAUUUUUUUUUUUCAAAAAGUCAUGUGUAUUAGAGUUCGAAAAGUGAAAAAAAAAACUUGAAUUGGUUUUUGCUUUAAUCAGCUCACAACAGCAUAGGCGAAUCGAGAAAGGGUAUCACGAGACCCUCUCACGAUGGACACAUUUCGGGGCCUUCACGAUCCAUUUUGAGAGGUACCUGUGUGGACACAUUAUAAUACCCUCUCGAUUCGCCUGUGAGGAUUUCCUGAAAUAAAAAAUGCUCGUACAAAGUUGAAAUUUAUUGCAUACCAUCUAUAAUAAUAGGUUUAUUCUAUAUUUUCUUAUUUUACCAUUUUAUGCGCGUAGCUACUCGUAUCCUCCCGAUUUACCAGUGACAAGUCAAUCAACUUUCAUAAUCCCUUCCUCAUUUCCUACCAAAAUUUUCAGUUCAAAGUUCCAUCCUUCAACGAAUGGAGUGAUCUUUCUAUUUUUCGCUUUAUAAAAAAGCUCGUUUCUGCUAACCUAAGUUUUUACGUAGCAAAAUCGUUACUGAAGAAAACUCCUGUCAGAAAAAAGUGGAAACCCUGCGUUGAAAGGAAAGUAUGUGAAGUGACAAAUAGCCCAGUGAACAUAGCGUCAAGAAUAUUUUUCACUGUUACCGCCAUUUUGAAUUUCUCGGAACCAUUUUAAACAAAGUAUGAAAAAAGGAAGUAGAAAAAAAAAAAUGAAAUUAGAGGUGUGAAAAAGCGCGCCCCAUUGAUAAAACUCUUGUGAAUUUACGUGAGGCAAGCUGUACAAAUACCGGAGGCUAUGUGUUAUUCUGUUGAACUUGAAGAUGCGACGCUCUGCGAGUGCCUUCGAUGGCGUCAGUCCUGAAGAGGAGCUAGCUUAUCGUCAGAAGGCUACACAAUUCCUUCAUGAAAUGGUUGAUCACUUGCACCACGGAAACAAGUCAGCUCUAUUUAUUCAAUCAUAUAUAAAAGUAUUCUGCAGCUCACUGACAAUCACCAUGUGUGUUGCUAGUAUAAAUCUACACCGCUUCUUCUAUUUUCAUUCGUUCAAGCAGUUUGAUUACAAGGUUAUUUCGACCGUAUAGAAGAAAAUCAAAAUAGUUUUUCUAGGAUAUAGCUGCGGCUUGUAUAUUUCUUGCUGGUAAAAGUGAAGACAGUCCGAGAAAACUGUCUAGCGUCGUUCGGGUAUGGUGGGAGAAAAAGUUUCCCCAUCAAAAGAACAUUCCUUCCGAGUCAGUAAGUGUACAAUCAUUUUAAUAAGUUCUAAAAUAUGUUUUAGCACAUGGCCAGUGCAUGCCAAAUGAUAGUCCAUCUCGAAACCGUCAUUCUUCACACUAUUUGUGAGUUUCAUUUUACCAUUCUGUGACCUCUUUUAAAAGGCAAAACCGGUUUUUCCUGUAUACUCUCAAAAAAUGUAUAAAAUAAAGUAAAUACAUUUUUUUUUUUCAGCGUUCGAUUUGACCGUCGAACUUCCUCACCAACAUGUAUUGCGGAUGACUCAAAAUGUGUUUAGAGGUUUGUUAUACUUUCAGUUGGAAAAAUUUUCUACCAAAAAUCAUCAUUCCUCCUUUUUUCAAUCAACUGUAGGAGAAAUUGUUUAUUUGCUUUUUUGUUGAGCUUUGUUUUCAGGACAAAAGGAAGUGAUGAAGACGGCUUACUUUCUCGUCACUGAUCUGUAAGCUUCAUAAAUUUUCCGAUCUAGAAUCUUUGGUUUUCAGACUUUGUGUGACAGACUGGCCGAUUCGUUUUAGAAGCACCACUAUUGCUGCGGCCUCAGUUCACAUAGUUUCUUCGGUAUUCAAGGUUCGAGUUUUUUUUUAUAUGUUAUUCUACAUGCUAUCAUCAGGUUUUUGUGCAAUCGAUGGAAAUAAUUUCUUUUUUAACUCGAAAGUUUCAUGAUUAAAACCGAAGAAAGAAUUACUAUAAAAUAAUUUCAAUGAGCGCAUAUUCCUAAAGGCGCGCGACUAGAUUUUCGAAAUAAAAAAAAGAGAAUUUUCAGAUCGCAAAGGUUGGACAAACCAACUGGUGGGCUUCUAGCGAUUUUCUCCAAGAGCCCGUAACUCUGGAAAUUCUUGACGGUUUUUCUGAAUUUCAAAGAACCUGAAAAUAAGGAGAAUAUUAGAAAUGGCAGCCGAGUUUCUGCAGAUCUAUAAGACGAUUCCGAGCAGAUCUCAUUGUUCUUCAUUCAAACGGCUCGAUCCCCACGGCCUUCACAAGAGUAACAUAUUUUUCUACUUCAUUUAUUUUCUUAUAAAAUUGAAGGAUCACUUAAAAUUUCAUUUUCCUCAACUUUUCAUUGUUGUUUUCUUCAAUUUUCUGUUAAGUAGUUUUCGUGAGAAACUAUUUUUCAUGGGUCCGUGUUUUUUUUUUCUCGAAAUUUUUCGAAGUGCUUAGGCGUUAUUCGUCCUUCGUUCAAAAACUGACAAAAAAAAAUCUGGAGGCUAGAAGUUUGUGUCUUAAUAUUAGAUUUUUGCUCGAUUUCAACGAAAAAAAAACUAUCUGCUGUUUUUCUUAGAUUUAGUAUUUUUCAUCGUUUAUUUUUCCAAAUCGAUUAUCGCAAUCAUGAAGAGAAGAGAAGUUUCAUAUACUGGACAAGGGUUUUUCAGGAAUCGUUCCGGAAAACAGCGCAUCCAACGUGGUGUUACCUCCGCCGCCCAUGGCGCCGUGUCUGCAGCCAAAAAAGUUGGACAUUUCUGCUUACAAGGUGGUAGAAAAAAGAAACGCGAGUUAUGCGUGACCCUUGUGCAGGAGCGGAUAAAAGACAAGCCGGCGGUCGGAGCCGUUCCCGAGCAGCCACGGACCAGUUUCCUGCCUGACUUCAACACCCAAGUCAAAGACGAAGGACGUGCAGAGACGCCGAAACUCGCCAGCAAGAUUUCGGAUGCGCUGUGUAGGUUUUACACAUGGUUAAAACCAUAUUAGAGAUAUAAAUCUGGGAAACAAGGCCAACUCAAAUUUUAAGCAUACAUUGGAAGACCUUUCAAAAAUGUCGCCAUGAACUCCUUAAGGAUAAACGUUGACUUUGUUCCUUAUUUUUUUUUUUUCAACUUUUUCAGGGCAAAUUAUUCGGGAUUGAAUUCCCAACUUCUCCAAAUAAGUAAUGGUUUAAAGUAUAAAUUCGGGUAUGUGAAAAUCAGACUGAGCAAAUCGAGUCGUUCUAGUGAAUCGAAAAUCAAGCUAGCCGAAAAAAUUCCAUUUUUUACAUGAGAGUACUUUUUUCUAUCGAAGUUGAAAUAGUGUGCUCAAAUUUGUUAAAUGUACGGUCAGUACGAAAGAAAGUUGACUAAUAAAAAGAAUUUUUUUGAGAAAUAAUUUAUAUGUAUCGGUCCAACUUUCCGUUUUAUUCAAUCAUUCAUUUUAAAACUUUCAGCUAUGCCGACAAGUCAUUUCAACGGAAACGGCGUGCCGCUUGAGAUGUCCACAAGUUGUAAGUUUUUUUUUAAACAAUUUUAUUCGUCUUUUUUUUUCUCAUUUCUACCUUCCGAGCAAUAAAUGACCGACCAGUCAUCGAUGACCAGUUUAACGGUACUCAUUGAUCAAUAAUUCCAUUUAAAUCGAACGAUGUGUUCACGUGUUUCUUUUUGAGCUUUUUACAAGGGCCGUUCGCCUGAAAGUCAUUUAGUGACCGGUUUCAAAUUCGAUCGUCCGUUUAUCGGUCAUACACGUCGAAUUUUCGACAUUUCUUUUAGCGAUCAUUGAAACGACCAGUCUCUAAAAAUUCAUCAUUCGCCGUUCAAACGGACAUUUUUGAAAGCUCGAAGUCCAGAGACUCUCGAUUUCUUCGACGAGUUUUUUUUCAGAGGCCUAUAUAGUUUAGCUGAUAAUAUCUCUUUUUUUUCAAGUACUUUUACCUAGGUCUAUAAGGCAAACAAAUUUCAACUCGAUACUUCAUCUUCAUAUGUUUCAUGAUUCAGAAGCUGAGCUUCUCUGAACAUUUCAUUUCAUUCAUUUCAUGUGUUUAUUCGCCAUUCCGCAAUCUGCACGACAAUUACAAAAAAUAAUACAUCAAAACAAUCAAAUACAAUCAAAUGAAUCUAACAGCUGAUCUGUGGAAACGGCUGGAGGAAAAAGAUUGUCUGUAUAGACGGUGCUAACCCCCAUUUGGUAUUUAAGUUUGUUUUGAAUAAUUUGUAAACUUAUUCAUCUCAUUUUGAGAGAAUUUUGAUUUAACUUUUUUUUUGGGAAAGUAAUAAUUUGCACAUUUUUUAUUACCGAUCUAUCCAAUUGACUACGCGGAGUGUGGAAGUCGGAAAUGAAACGGGUUUAACAACUUUUCUACACUCCUACCGCUUAUUUAGUUCAAAACACAUUGCAAGUUUAUAGUGCGAAAUACGAAUGGGAAGCCGCCGAGACCAGAGGGCGAACGAAGGCACCGCGACCACGAGAGUCGCCGGAAUCGUCACUCGCAGUCCGGCGGCGAGCGCGUCGCGUCGUCCUACGAGCGACACGCAGAAAAAGAACGACGCAAGGAAAAACGCGAUUAUUUGUUGAUGGCCGAAAGCACUGAGAAGGACUAUCCUAGGUGGGUUUAUAACAUUUUCUGGGAUUUUUUGUCCAUUAAAAUAUUUGCUUUUUUUCAAAAGUUUCUGCUGGUUUUGUAGCAAACAGUAUGUUCAUUUUAUGAAGUGAAUUACAAGUAAUACAUUAUAUUAGGUUGUUUCCUAAAAAAAUUUUUCUAAAGAUCAUUUUCAGAUUUUUUUCAAAAAAAUAUUUUUUUAGUCAUGCAGUGUUCUUCAGGAUACAUCCGGAACUUCAAAUCAAAAUAUAAAUUUUAUCCUAGAGCAGGAAUUAGAAAAAAAUUAUAAAGUUUUUUUCGUUUCUACUUGAAAAAAACAUUCAUUUUGAAACAUUCAAAAAUUUUUUUAGCUAUAUUUAAUCGAAACAAAGGCCACAGAAAGUAAUAAGACUUGUGUGCUUUCCAAUAAAUUUUUUUCAUUUGGCCUCGAUGAUUCGGGGAAAAAAAGUUAAUUUUUUUAAAAAGCCCGCCGCUUGUAAAAAAAUGAUCAACCAACCUUUUUUUGACGCCUUUGCGAACCUUGGUCGCGCUUUUUAAUCUUUUAUUAAAGGCAUGGGGGCAGUAAAAAACUGGGUUUCAGUUCAAAGCAGUAAUUUGUAGAGCUUUUCAUUGCGUAUCGAACGGUGAACUUGGAAACGUACAGAUCUUCCUAGUUUGGGAGAAAAAAUAAUUCAAAGUCGGAGAAAGGAAAGCUUGAGUUCUCGCCAAAAGGGCGUUUUGCAGUAAAGUUGCUCUAUUGACAACAAGCUUCGCCAUUUUUUCGGAUAUACUAUUUUUUUUCCCCUGUUUCUUUCAGUUUUCAAUUUUUUUCUGUUGUCACUAAAGUUUCUUUCGUCCUUAAAAGUUCCUAUUUAUAAGAAAUUGGCAAACUUUGUUCGCAAAAUGCUUCUCUUGUGAAACAUGGUUUUACACAGGUUUUGAUUAGGAUUGCAAUAUUUUUUGUUUCCUUCAUUAUCUGUGUGUGUUUUUUCUUUUCUUAAUUGAUUUUUCAGAAAAGAAACCCUUAAUUUGAAGCAGAAAUCGAGUUAUUUCUCACAAAAUGCGAGUCUAUUGACACGUCCGCAACAUCGCGUGCACAACUACUGUAAUCAGUUGUCCGAGCACCGAUCCAAAGCAAAUUUCAAAACUGAAGGCGGGAAAGUAAAAUUGCGUUGUUUUUUCAAAAGUAGUCACAUCUGUAAUUUUUUUUUUGAGUACACCGUUCGAUUUGCAAUCAAAAACUAUAUAAGAUACUGCUUUCACCUGAAACCCCAUUUUUUACUGCCCCUAUGCCUUUAAGGUACUCUACUUUCAUGUGCUCCCGCAGCAAUAACAAUCUAUUGAAAGCGUGACCUAGAUUCGAAUGACGCUUCACGAUUGCACGCAGCAGAACAGCGGAAUGACGUUCGGUGAAAUUUCAAGUCGUGGCACAUAGACUAUAAAAAUUUUUAAAGUCGGUUAUUCUCUUUUCAAUUUCUGCGCAGGCCUCUAAAUUACCUCCAAAAAAAAGGAAUGGGACUUUUCCUUUUUUUUUCUCAAUAUUUUCACUUUUCAGCGAGAAGAAAGCCAGAAUGGGAAGUGUUUCGAUUAAUUUUGUCAGUUCCUCGACGCGGGAUUUUUCGAAUGGAGCCGUGGCUAAAGCUCGCAGAGAUUCUAUCUCUUCUUCCUCUUCUUCCCAACAUUCUUCACAAGAAACGCGUAUCACAACAUCUUCUCAAACCGUGAGGUCAGAUUUCAUAUCUUCUGUAAAUUAAUUUCAAAAUAUGCGUUUGCUAACUACGUUUUCAAUGUGAAGGCUCACCCUGUGAGAAAAUUUUGAAAAAGUUUUCUCCUGGCAUUUUACAACCAGGAAAAACUUUUUUUUUAAUUUCGUUUUUGCUUCGAUUUGUAAUACUUUCUUAUCUGAAUUCAAAGAGUUUUGAUACCUGUUUGUUCGGAAAUCCAGCGUUUUUAUUAAGUUAAAGUUCAUAAAUAAUUAGGUCAAUGAAAAAUAAAAUUCAAAAAUUCCAAAAUUAAUUUUCUUUUUUUAAAGUUUCGUCACCUAUUUCUUUCAAUCACAGCGAGCAAGAGAAAGUGAAUAUUUUAAGAGAUAUAACAAGUUAUAAAAAAACUGUUUAUUGCAUCUUCAAUGUAAGAGUACAUGUGCAAUCGUCUUUCAUUGAUCUAACUGUGUUUAAACGGCGGCAGGAGCUGUGGCUUAGGCAGAGAAGUUGUGAAUUUCGCUCGUAGAACAUCAGGUACAAGAGAGGUCGUAGGAAGAAGUACGGUGCCGGCUUUCCAAAGGCCGAUGGCAGAGAUUGAGCUUUUUCGCUGUAUGCAGCUCCCAAUUUUUACCCCGGAGGGAUGAAAGGCUUGGUCGACCUCGGGGGGACUCGAACCUACGACCUUGCGGACGUUAGAAAUGAGUUAUGCCAGCUGAGCUAUGCCGCCCCCCAUGGGUUUGUUAUAAUACACGUAGGGCCGGAAGAUCCUUGCUUUGUUUCACUCUUAUUACCACGAAAACUUUCUGCUUCUGGGCUUUUUCAUGUAUGAUUGAAAGAACCGGUACGAAUUGCAGGAAUUUGGAUUUAUCCACGCCAGGAUCUGUGCCGCCACGAGUUUUCGUCCCUCCACCGCCUCCUGCGCCGGUUUUUGUGGCCAUGGAGCUCGAGGAGGGCGAAGUUGAAUAA